AUGUCUGAUUUUCAAGUUGGUGGUCAUAAAGGAAAAGCUCAACUUGUUCCAAUUGGUGAAUUUUUAUAUAAACCUAAUACUGAACAAGAAGCUAAUUUUUAUGAACAAAUACAACAUUCUCCUUUAUCUCAAUUUUUACCUAAAUAUUAUGGUAAAGAAAAUAUUGAUCUUGGAUUUGGUUAUUUUACUUACUUUAAAAUGCAAAAUGUUAUUUAUGGAAUGAAACAUCCUUGUAUUCUUGAUUUAAAAAUGGGUUGUAGAACUUGGUUUGAAGAUUCUUCUCCUGAAAAAAUACAAUCAAAAAAAAAUUAUGAUAUUAAUACUACUUCUACUCAAUAUGGUCUUCGUUUUUGUGGAAUGCGUGUUUUUAAUAAAGAUAUUAAUAUGUUUAUACAACAUGAUAAAUAUAUUAUGUUACAAAUGCAUACUUAUGAAUCAUUAAAACAAAUGAUAAAAGUUUUUUUAUCAUCACAUGGUUGUAUUAAUCAAUAUGAAAAAUUUAAAUUUUCAAAUUCUUUCUUUACUCUUAAUGAUUUAGAUAAUAUUGUUAAUGAUUUACAUACUAAUCCAAUAAUUAAUCAUUCAAUUAUUGAUAAUAUGAUUGAUAAACUUCUUAUUAAAUUAAAUCAUUUAAAAGAAAUUUAUGAAAAAGAAGGAUAUCAAAUUAUUUCUUCUUCUCUUUUCUUAUUUUAUGAUUAUGAUGAUCCUCUCUCAACUAUUGAUUUUAAAAUGAUUGAUUUUGCUCAUUGGAAAGAUAAAAAUCAUAAAUAUGAAAUUACUGAUGGUUAUCUUAUUGGAAUACAAACUAUUAUAACCAUUCUUAAUGAUCUUAAAUUAAAUUAA
This is a messenger RNA of Entamoeba dispar SAW760, 843 nucleotides long. RefSeq names its product transcription factor, putative. The transcript has a single exon. Gene Ontology annotation, biological process: phosphatidylinositol phosphate biosynthetic process; inositol phosphate biosynthetic process. Bases 1 to 843 code for a protein of 280 amino acids. Lineage: Eukaryota; Evosea; Mastigamoebida; Endamoebidae. Gene Ontology annotation, molecular function: inositol hexakisphosphate kinase activity. The record is from RefSeq and is a predicted model, not a curated record. Gene Ontology annotation, cellular component: cytoplasm; nucleus.